AUGCUGAGAAAGAGUAAGCCUGUGGCUGAGGAGGCAGUACAGGAGGCACGCCAGAGAGCUACAUGCUCAGCAGUGGAACGGCAGCUGAUGCUCAUGAUUGAGGCAAUGCGUGAUGACGUAGCACAAAACCGAAAAAUUCUACACCAGCUGCUGAAGGGUGCACGAGAGGGACCGGAGUACGCAUUACCAGCAGCAGUAAAGAGUCUGCUACCAAUAGCCUCCAUGGAAGAUGUGGAGAACAUCGAACUAUCGCUACAGGAUACUGCUGUAGAAACCGCAAUGAUUGCAUAUCUCCAUGAAACGGGAGGAGGAUCAACUAAGGAAAUUGUGCGGCGUAUCAUGAGGAUCCCCAUGACGACUGAGCUUGCCACCCAAUUUACCUGUUAG
Priapulus caudatus is the source of this 387-nucleotide messenger RNA. RefSeq lists its product as uncharacterized. The transcript has 3 exons. The coding region runs from base 1 to 387 and encodes 128 amino acids. The record is from RefSeq and is a predicted model, not a curated record. NCBI's taxonomy places the organism in Eukaryota, Metazoa, Priapulida, Priapulimorpha, Priapulimorphida, Priapulidae.